AUGGCAGCGCUUUUGUGGGCCCAGCAAUGCCCACGGAAAGAUGGUGAUGCGGUCACAGCAAAAGCUUUUGCUCCUACGCCGCUUCUAUUGUCGCGGCUACGAUUCGAGUGGAGCCGUAUACCGACUUCGAGGUCAACCCUUAUCAUGGUGAUCACCGGCACGGUUCAAGGAUGGACAACGGUUUUUCUGCCACGAUUAAAAAACGGCACCUACAACAACUUGCCAUUCCCAAUGACGAACGAAGAAAUAUCGUGGAUCGUCUGUUUGAAGGGAAUCGGUUCUAUAAUCGGCCGACUGUUAGCUUACAAUUUGGUCCACGUCAUCGGUCCUAAAAAUUGCCUUUUGUUAUCCUGCCAAUGUUUCGUCUCAGGCUGGUUCCUCGUAUUGAGCGCGGCAACGUUGCCAACAAUGUACGGCGCCCGAAUAAUCCUCGGCACAGGUGUAGGUAUAUCCAACAUGGUGUACCCUAUGUACAUAUUGGAAAUGGCGGACGGCAGUGUGAGAGAAGCGUUGACCACGUUGUCGGUGACGAGCGUGCUUUUCGGAUGGCUGAUGAGCUUCACCGUGGGAUCUUUCGUGUGUGAAACAACGCUCGUGAAGAUUCUUCUGUACGCGUCGAUAUCGUUCAUCCCGUUGCUGGCAAUUUUCCCCGAGAGUCCUCUCUUCUUGGUGAGGAAAGGUUAUGUGACCGAAGCUUGCCAGGCGAUGUCAUUUUUCAAGAAUACACCUAACCUCGACGAAGCGAAAAAGGAAUUGGUGUUGCUUAUACGAGCGCAUUCGAGCAACGGACGAAAAUACAGGUUCAAGAGCGGUCGAAUUUCGAACGAUGAAUUACGAAGUAUUACGAACGGAAAUAGAAAACGUUGGUUGAAAAAGUUGUCGCUCGUGCUACUCCCGAACAACAUAUACGCCCUGUACAUUGCGUUCCUGUUGAUCACGUUGCAACACUCUAACGGGUAUUUCUGCAUUAUGGAAUAUUUUCUGAUAAUAUACGAGAAAAAUAUGAUCGACGCGAAUAUAGCGAUGAUCUUGAUUCUGACCACCUCGCUUGUAUUCGCCUUCUACUUCGGCAUCACGUUGAGAAACGCGAGAAGACGAUGGCGUGUGAUGAAAUCUACGAUCCUGUGCAUGUGCGUGUUAAUUAUCUGGGCCCUCGAUCUUACGUUCGUUAACAGAAUUAACAACAGUGUGAGCGUCAAUAACCUGAUAAUAGUGUUCGCAAUUUUGUACCAGAUAACGUUUCAAUUAGGGCUAGGGAUGAUACCUAACGUGAUUAUCGACGAAAUAUUUAGCCCGGAAUUGAAAGACGUAGCUUAUAUCGUCGUUAUGAUUUACGACGAUAUCCUUUAUUCGGCCAGUCGAAAAUAUAUCUAAGGUUUAGCGAUAAUGUCGGACUCGACUCGGUAUAUUAUUAUUUCGGAUUGACGUGCAUUUUUUUGUUCAAGUGUAUUGAUUUUUUAAUGCCUGAGUCGAGAGGUAAAACGAACCGUUUGAUGCAAGAGAUCUUAAGAGAGGACUUCAUCUAUAUUUUAGGACUUAAUAUACUGUAAGAUUAAUCGAGUAAGAUAUAUUUUUGACAUAGAUGAGGGGAUGAAUUGCGUUACAAAAUUUUUCUUUUCAUUAUGAAUAUUAAAAAUUUUGCAUCUGUGAUAAAGUGUA
Apis florea (little honeybee) is the source of this 1659-nucleotide messenger RNA. RefSeq names its product facilitated trehalose transporter Tret1-like. Gene Ontology annotation, biological process: transmembrane transport. Gene Ontology annotation, cellular component: membrane. Lineage: Eukaryota; Metazoa; Arthropoda; Insecta; Hymenoptera; Apidae. The record is from RefSeq and is a predicted model, not a curated record. Gene Ontology annotation, molecular function: transmembrane transporter activity.